Molecule: messenger RNA, 1591 nt
Organism: Hermetia illucens (black soldier fly)
Lineage: Eukaryota; Metazoa; Arthropoda; Insecta; Diptera; Stratiomyidae
Gene: stck
Product: LIM and senescent cell antigen-like-containing domain protein 1
Exons: 9
Coding region: 269-1306 (345 amino acids)
Biological process (GO): cell-cell adhesion; cell-cell junction organization; positive regulation of integrin-mediated signaling pathway
Cellular component (GO): cell-cell junction; cytoplasm; focal adhesion
Source: RefSeq, a predicted model, not a curated record
UUUUUGCUGGGUUGCACCGAAGGGAAUAACAAUGACGUAAUUCAGCCGUCAAUUCAUACAAGAGUGCCCCGAUGUCAACAGUCUGUUCUUAGCUCGCGACUUCUUUUAACUUCGCUAAUUUUCUACAAGUUUAUUUUGUCAAUUAAUCGAAAACCAAAGUGCGAUAAGAGGCACAUACGAGAAGCACGCCUACUGAAGAUUGUUGAGGAGUGGCUUUUGAGAGAAAUCCUGAAUACAUCAUUUUCAAGGCUUACUUGAUAGUAAGAAAAUGCCACCCGUAGUUGGAGUUACCCAACACAUGUCGCUAGAAACGAUGUCAUGUACCCGUUGUGGGGACGGGUUCGAACCCCACGAAAAAAUUGUGAACUCCAACGGAGAAUUGUGGCACACACAAUGUUUUGUCUGCGCCCAAUGUUUCCGGCCAUUUCAAGAUGGUGUUUACUACGAGUUCGAAGGGCGUAAAUAUUGCGAGAGAGACUUUCACGUCCUUUUUGCCCCAUGUUGUAACAAGUGCGGUGAAUUCGUAAUCGGACGUGUGAUUAAGGCAAUGGCAGCUAAUUGGCAUCCGCAGUGUUUCCGAUGCCAGAUGUGUGCAAAGGAAUUAGCUGACUGUGGGUUUAUUCGUAACCAAAAUCGCGCCCUAUGCCACGAGUGCAAUGCCAAGGUUAAAGAAGUCGGGAUGGGCAAAUACAUGUGUAAUAAGUGCCAUGGAAUGAUCGAUGAUGCGCCCCUACGGUUUCGAGGCGAGGUUUACCACGGUUACCAUUUCAACUGCACUGCCUGUGGCGUUGAAUUGGACUCUACCGCGAGGGAAGUUAAAAGUCGUCCUGGGUUUGCAGCUAAUGAUAUGAAUGAACUGUAUUGCCUUCGUUGCCACGACAAAAUGGGUAUUCCGAUUUGUGGAGCAUGUCGCCGUCCAAUCGAAGAGCGGGUUGUAACAGCUCUGGGCAAACAUUGGCAUGUUGAGCAUUUCGUCUGUGCCAAAUGUGAGAAACCCUUCCUGGGUCAUCGUCACUAUGAAAAACGUGGGCUUGCCUAUUGUGAAACGCAUUAUCAUCAGUUAUUUGGCAACUUGUGCUUUGUAUGCAACCAAGUUAUAUCCGGAGAUGUAUUCACAGCGUUGAAUAAGGCGUGGUGUGUUCAUCACUUUGCUUGUUCCGUAUGUGAUACAAAAAUGACUCAAAAGUCGAAAUUCUACGAAUACGAUGAAAAGCCAGUUUGCAAGAAGUGUUACGAGAGAUUUCCAGGUGAAUUGCGACGUCGUCUGCGUACAGCGCAUGAGAACACUAUGAAGAAAACUGCAUAGACAGAAAGUAACUUCUUGGUUGAUAGGUCGCGAUUGGACAAAACUACAUUUAUCAUGAAUAUAAUACAGAUUGUCGGCUACUUGUCGUUUUAAUGUGCCUUAGAUGUUUUAUAGGAAUUAUUUUCACCAAAUACGGACAAUAACAAUUUUAAUAAUUUUAUUUUUUCGUUGGCUCGAAUGAAAUCAUAUACUCGUUUGUAAUCAAUACAGCUAACAUUGUUAAAGAAUGUUACAUAAUUUUGUCGUAAGUGCUUUUGUUGUGAAAUAUAUUUUUCUACUAAUGGA